GAGGAAAGAAUUUAACUGCGCAAAAAAGUUCUGCGUGCUGACGGAUGUCCAAAGUCCAGAAGUGUUUCGAUGCGGUGCUUCACGGACACGCGGAGAUGUUGGACUGUUUGACGCGCUGCUGCUGCUGAGGUGAACUUUUUCCUUGACUUUAAAUUAAAGAAAAGUGAGCCGUGAGGAGGGAGAAGCUGAGCUCUGGAUUUGUUUUUUUUCAUUCUCACCGGAUCGAAGUGAAGAAAUGCAGGCUCGCUACUCCGUCUCCAGUCCGAACUCUCUGGGUGUUGUGCCGUACAUCAGCGGCGACCCGAGCUACUACCGGGCCGCUGCCGGUGGCGGCUACACGGGGAUGCCCGCACCUAUGAACAUGUACUCGCACGCGGCUCACGACCAGUAUCCCGCGAGCAUGGCCCGUGCUUACGGACCGUACACCCCCCAGCCCCAGCCCAAGGACAUGGUCAAACCCCCGUACAGCUACAUCGCGCUCAUCACCAUGGCCAUCCAGAACUCUCCGGACAAGAAGGUGACCCUGAAUGGGAUUUACCAGUUCAUCAUGGAAAGGUUCCCGUUCUACCGCGACAACAAGCAGGGCUGGCAGAACAGCAUCCGACACAACCUCUCCCUCAACGAGUGCUUCGUCAAAGUACCGCGCGACGACAAAAAACCCGGCAAAGGCAGCUACUGGACCCUUGAUCCGGACUCUUACAACAUGUUCGAGAACGGGAGCUUCUUGAGAAGGAGGCGACGCUUCAAAAAGAAAGACGCGCUGAAGGAGAAGGAGGAGCGGCUGCAGAAAGAUGCUGUGCCCAGCAGGCAGCCGGGCCGGGAGCAGCAGGAGCAGCCGGUGCAGGGCUCCCAGCCGGUCCGCAUCCAGGAUAUUAAGACUGAGAACGGGGCUGUGACGCCCCCGCAGGCCGACUCGCCUUCUUUGAGCGCCGUGCCCAAAAUCGAGAGCCCGGACAGCAGCAGCAUGUCCAGCGGGAGCCCUCACAGCAUCCCCUCCGCCGGGAGGUCCAUCGGCAUGGAGAGCGCCGAGCACCACCAUCACCACCACCACCACCAGCAUCACCAGCAGCAGCAGCAGCAGCAGCAUCACCACCAGGGUCAGGCCACGACGCAGGGCUUCAGCGUGGAUAACAUCAUGACCUCACUCCGGGGGUCUCCUCAGGGGGGCACCGAGCUGGUCCCCAGCCUGGUGGCCUCCACUCGGACAGCUAUAACUCCGUCUUUGUCCUUAAACUACUCCCCAAACCAGACGUCGGUCUACAGCUCACCGUGCAACCAAACCUCCACUACCUCCAACGCCACCUACCAUUGCAACAUGCAAGCCAUGAGCUUGUACGCCGGGGACCGAACCUCCAGCCACCUGGCACCGAGCACCACCGUGGAUGAAACGUUGCCAGAUUACUCCGUCACCACCACCUCCUCCUCCUCCUCCGCCUCUCUGAGCCACGCCAACCUAAACUCUGGGCAGGACGGCCAUCACGCGCACCAAGGGAGGUUGACCUCAUGGUACCUCAACCAGGCCGGGGACCUGGGCCACCUGGGCGCCGCCUACCCAGCGCAGCAGCAGAACUUCCAUUCGGUGCGAGAGAUGUUCGAAUCCCAACGAAUCGGCUUGAACAAUUCCCCGGUGAACGGGAAUACCAGCUGUCAGAUGUCCUUCCCGCCCAGUCAGUCCAUCUACCGGGCUUCGGGAGCUUUCGUGUAUGACUGCAGCAAGUUCUGACCCACGA
This is a messenger RNA of Thalassophryne amazonica, 1730 nucleotides long. RefSeq names its product forkhead box C1a (gene foxc1a). The record is from RefSeq and is a predicted model, not a curated record. Gene Ontology annotation, biological process: anatomical structure morphogenesis; cell differentiation; regulation of transcription by RNA polymerase II. NCBI's taxonomy places the organism in Eukaryota, Metazoa, Chordata, Actinopteri, Batrachoidiformes, Batrachoididae. Gene Ontology annotation, molecular function: DNA-binding transcription factor activity, RNA polymerase II-specific; RNA polymerase II cis-regulatory region sequence-specific DNA binding. The coding region runs from base 236 to 1723 and encodes 495 amino acids. The transcript has a single exon.